This is a messenger RNA of Dermacentor silvarum, 1078 nucleotides long. RefSeq names its product alpha-tocopherol transfer protein-like. Gene Ontology annotation, molecular function: phosphatidylinositol bisphosphate binding. The record is from RefSeq and is a predicted model, not a curated record. Gene Ontology annotation, cellular component: membrane. The transcript is spliced from 6 exons. Bases 200 to 1018 code for a protein of 272 amino acids. Lineage: Eukaryota; Metazoa; Arthropoda; Arachnida; Ixodida; Ixodidae.
GAAGUCGUGCCAGGCAAAACAACUUGCUGCUUGAGGAGUGCGUGUGUUAUCCCGGUCCGUUGAUAAACAGCAUGCCCUGAUUAGGGGUUCAGCGCGUUCCCCAGCAGCUAGCAAGCGAAGCUGCAGGAGCUUUUCUCAAGCGACAAGCGGAGAAAUUCACUUCAAAGCUUGUUUCAGGGCACAAAAGGAAGCAAUCAGCAUGGAAGAAAUAUAUGUGGAUGAAUCUGAAAAGAUCGCUGAGUCUCUAAGGAAUUUGGAGAAGCUUAUUCGUGACGAAGAACUGCUGGACUGUCCCAAGGACGAAGUGUUCUUGCUGAAGUUCCUGCGUGCUCGAAAGUACGACGCUGACAAAGCGUUCAAGAUUGUUCAGAAAUACUUUAGGGCGAAGCAAAGCUACCCUGCAAUUUUCGAGGGUUUCACGCCGUCCGAAAUGCUCUACGACACCAUUUUCCGCGAAAACAAGCUCCUCGCUGUGUCCUCAAAACGGGAUUCGCUGGGGCGAGCCGUCAUGCUAGUCAAAACAGGAGCCUGGGACGCCUCCGUCUGCACGCUCGACGAAUUCACAAAAGCGUGUAUGAUUCUCGUCGAGUGGAUGCUCUUCGAUGAGGAAGUCCAAAAGCAUGGAGUCGUUUACGUGCUCGACUACAAGGGUCUCGGUCUGCACCACCUGACGCAGUACACGCCUUUCGCGAUUCAACGGCUGAUCCACGUUGCUCAGGACUGCUACCCUGUAAAAGUGAAAGCUGUUUACGUUGUCAACAGCCCGCCCAUAUUUGACAUAUUCUUCUCAAUUACAAAGACUUUCAUGAAAUCCAAACUAGUAGAAAGGGUUAAGCUCUUCGGUACUGAUUUGGAGAAACUUCACGACGUUGUUCCUGACGAUGUCAUCCCAGAAGAAGCAGGAGGAACACUGGAGAGCUACGACUACGACAAGCUGGAGAGGGACUUGCUGAGUCAGAGUGACUACUUCGAAGAAUUGAGCCGCUAUGGAUACGGCAAGGAAAGUACUCGCUGUUAGCCCAUCAAAAUCCACCUUUGUAUAUAGUUCCACUUAUAAAGUUAUAUCUUUUUCUACAUC